UUUUUUUUUUGCAGGGUGCUGGCUGGCUGAUAUUUACAUAAUAUCUCCGCUUAAAUGUGACCUCGUCCCUAAUUGGAGGCUUCCUUUCCAUUUUCUAUGGCAACACUACAGAACAGAUCACUCCAGGGGGCUGGAUCAGAGGAGUAUCUGCACACACUAUGAUGUCACUAAUACUGCUCAGGAAGCCCUCCUUGCUGAUGAAAAGGAGAACGCUCCAACAGGACUAGGAUCUGUGGUGUGGAAAGUCCCAGAACAAACAGCUUGUGACUUAGCUACUGGUGCUGCUCAGUCUUCACAUCUUUAAUUUAAAAUCAAACACUACUUCCUCAGAAAUCUGUGAACAAGAGAAAGGCCAUGAGAUACUGUUCCCAUGAUGGCAGAGGUGGAUGGAAGGUUUUGUUGACCAUUGCACAACUCUUAAAUGCUAAAAGCUGAAGGCACUAGCUGACAGCUCAGCGUGGAGCAAACAUUUUAUUUUAAACUUCAAAAACAAUUAUGUCAAAGAAAAGUCGUGCCAAGGGAGAGAAGUCCGACAUGGAGACUGAAUCCCUGCAAGCUGCUAAUGAGGAGCUGCGAACUAAACUAACCAACAUCCAGAUAGAAUUUCAGCAAGAAAAAACCAAGGUGGGUAAACUGAGAGAAAAAAUCCAAGAAGUUAAACAAGAAAGGGAGCAGGAGCAGCAUAAGCACACUGCUUAUGUUUCUGAACUGAAAGCCAAGCUCCAUGAGGAGAAAAUGAAGGAACUUCAGAGUGUCAGAGAGCUACUGAUCCGGCAGCACGAGCAGGAGGUGGCAAGAAUGGUGAAAAUCAAAGAUGGUGAAAUUCAGCGUUUGCAGUCUACAGUCAAUGUCCUGCGGGACGGGGCGGCUGACAAAGUGAAGACGGCGCUGCUGAGUGAGGCAAAGGAGGAGGCUCGCAAAUCGUUCGAUGGGGAACGAAUGAAGCUGCAACAAGAGAUCUUGGAGCUGAAAUCUGGCAAAAAGCAGCUUGAAGAAGCUCUGAACAACAUUAUGCAGGCAGAUAAAAUGAAGGCUGCGGACCUGCGCACAGCUUAUCAGUCCCACCAGGAUGAGAUCAAUAGAAUAAAGCGGGAAUGUGAGAGGGAGAUCCGCAGGCUGAUGGACGAGAUAAAAGGCAAAGACAGGGUGAUUCUGGCUCUGGAGAAGGACCUUGGUGUCCAGGCAGGCCAUACACAGAAACUGCUCCUUCAGAAAGAAGCUUUGGAUGAACAGCUUGUCCAAGUGAAGGAGGCAGAGCGAUACCACAGCAGUCCUAAGAGGGAGCUUCCUGCAGGAGUAGGAGAUAUCAGCGAACUGAUGGGAAGUCCGGAGCAGCAUCUGGAUGAACGAGAUGUGCGGAGAUUCCAGUUAAAAAUCGCUGAACUGAAUGCUGUAAUAAGAAAGCUGGAAGACAGAAAUACUCUCCUAGCAGAUGAAAGAAAUGAACUGCUGAAACGUUCUCGGGAGACAGAAAGUCAGCUGAAGCCUUUGGUAGAAAAAAAUAAGAGGAUGAGCAAAAAAAAUGAUGACAUGUUACAAUGUAUCCAGAGAAUGGAAGAGAAAAUAAAAAAUUUAUCAAGGGAAAAUGUAGAACUGAAAGAAAAGUUAUCUGCACAACCAGCACUGAAGAGGCACACAUCUCUGAAUGAUCUCAGCAGCACACGAGAGGAACAAGAAAUUGAAUUCCUUAGACUGCAAGUCAAAGAACAACAGCAUGUUAUUGAUGAUCUCACAGUGGAAAGAGAACGGUUAUUGCGGUCUAAAAAACAGAGGAGGAAAAGUCUGAAGCCUCCAAAGAGGCAUGUUGUGGAGACAUUUUUUGGAUUUGAUGAAGAAUCUGUUGAUUCAGAAACUUCUUCUGUAACUUCAUACAACACAGAUAAAACAGACAGGACACCAGCAACACCAGAAGAAGAUUUGGAGGAUAGCACACCUAAAGAAGAAGCUGAGCUCAGGUUUUGCCAGCUAACAAGAGAGUAUCAAGCUUUGCAAAGAGCAUAUGCAUUGCUCCAAGAACAAGUUGGUGGAACCCUGGAUGCAGAGAGAGAAGCAAGGACUCGUGAACAACUUCAAGCUGAUCUUCUCAGGUGUCAGGCAAAAAUUGAGGACUUGGAGAAAGCUCUAAUCGAGAAAGGACAGAUUUACAGAAUGGAACAAGAAGAGCAUCAGCUGAAGAAUGAGAUGCAAGAUGCAAAAGACCAGAAUGAGCUGUUAGAAUUCAGAGUGCUAGAGCUUGAAGAGAGAGAGCGAAGGUCACCAGCAUUUAAUCUUCAUAUAACCACCUUCCCUGAAAACAAUGGAAGUGCACUUCAACUGUUCUGCCAUCAGGAAGGAAUAAAGGACGUGAAUAUAUCUGAACUUAUGAAGAAGCUAGAUAUUCUUGGAGAUAAUGGGAAUUUGAGAAAUGAAGAGCAGGUUGCAAUAAUCCAAGCUGGGACUGUGCUUUCCCUCUGUGAAAAGUGGUUGAAACAGAUAGAGGGGACAGAAGCUGCACUGACACAGAAGAUGUUAGACCUGGAGAAUGAGAAGGACCUGUUCAGUAAACAGAAGGGUUAUUUAGAGGAAGAACUCGACUACAGGAAGCAAGCUCUGGACCAGGCAUACAUGAAAAUCCAGGAGCUGGAAGCCACGCUGUAUAAUGCCCUGCAGCAGGAUCCAGGCAGGCGGGCGAGCGAGUCGCUGACGGAGGCGCAGCGGGAGGAUUUGCGGGCGGCGGUGGAGAAGGUGCGGCGGCAGAUCCUGAGGCAGAGCCGCGAAUUUGACAGCCAGAUCUUGCAUGAGCGGAUGGAGAUGCUGCAGCAGGCCCAGCAGCGAAUUAGAGAUCUAGAAGAUAAAAUAGAACUUCAAAAGAGGCAACUCAAAGAAAUUGAAGAAAAGCAUUCAUUCUGUGGCCUUGAUGACACAACUGAGCCGAGACGUGUGGCUAUUAAAAGACCCUAUGGAGUGAAAAGCUGAGUCCACGUGCAAAAAUACAGAAAAUAUUUAUUAAGCAGCUUUAAAUUGGUGCAUUUUUUCAUAAAGCAGUUUGCAUAAUACUUGAAGCUGCAAAGUAUUUGAACUUAAAAUUAGAGAUUUUUUUUUUAAGAUAUGGCUUCGAGCUGGAAUGAUUUCACAAUCAAAUAAGGACCAGCACAUCAUAAACACGGAAAAAAGAUAUCAACAGAACUUAUAUUCUCACACCAACCAAACAGCAGAAAAAAUACAAGUGCAAUUACUGGCUGCUAUGUGAACUGUUAUCUGCCAAAUGGUUUUCUUACAGUACUGAGAUUUUUGUCUCCAUACUGCAUGCUUUCAACAAAUGUGGUUUGCAUUUCACCCAAGAAACACAGGAUCUCCUUUUUAGUAUCUAUAUUAAAAAAGCUAAGUGUUUGACAUUAAGUUGUCUAUAGUAAAUAGCUGACAGGAAGCAAACUGUUCAAAGUUGGAAACAAAUAAAGAUUUACAACCCUGCAGUGGUAAAAUUCAGAUUAAAUUCCUAAAUUGAAAAUCCACAGGUGCAGAUAGGAAGGGUUUUGGAGAAAGGCAAGAUGGUAGAUUGAAGUAUGAACACUUUAAAGUGGGUGAGAACUGUGUGGGAAAUGUGAUUCUUUGAAUGUUUCUUGAAAAGUAAGGCAAUGUCUUGUAAAGACAGCUCUGGGAAAAUUACAGAUUGCAUGGUGGCCUGAGAGGUCAAAGAGAAUGCAUGAUGUGCUGUGCUCAGUUAUCUCUUUGAGAGGAAGGAAGGACUUGGAGAAAUGGGCAUGUAGAUAAAUGUGAUAAGCAGAGAAGUAGUUGAACAUGCAUAUUUGGAAAUCAUGGCAUCCUCUCAGGUGAGAUAAAAAAACAUCAUCAUUAGCUACCAGGAAGCAAAAACGGCACAACCUCAACCAGCAGAGGUAGACAAACAGUCACUGACCACAUGAACUUCAAGAAAAAAAAUUGAGGUGAAGCACACACUGAAAAAAUGGAAGUUGCAAAGACCUUUUUAAGAGAACGGUUAGAAAAUGAAAAAAUGCUACUCUUUCAAUGAUGGAAAAGCAAAUCAGUACUUCAGAACUGGAAAGGCAAUAUGAAGAAAUAGCUAAUUUUAAUUAUUUCUUAAAUGUUGAGGCAAGAUGAAAACAUUAAGAGCACAAGACUAGAAGAUAACUUUCUCCUCCCUCGCAUUUUCUUGAAAAUCAUAUUUGUGUAGAAAGCCACAGAGAAACAAGUUUACUACCAUGGACACACUGAACUCCAAUAUGAAUUAGCUGAUUACAGUAAUACAUGAAGUGGAAGUUAUGAUUGACAAAAAUAACAUAAAGCAAUGAACACCUAAGGAAGGACAGAGAAAGCUGUUGAAGGCGAGGGAAUCAGCCUCAGAAGCAGCCUCUUUUCUCAGAUAAUUAUCAGGUUCUGAAGAGAAGUACUCUGUGCAAAGAAUCACUGGACAAGAGCAUUUACCUGCAGAAGGAGCUGAGACACUCCAUGAGAUUAAUUCAGUCACAUGCAGCAAACUGUGGCUGAUGUCAGGGUUGGAAUAACCCUGGUAGAAAGCACAAUUUACCUUGGAAACAAGGAUCAUGCAAAAGUCUGGAAUUUCGAUCCCCAGAAGAAUGUGUUGCUUACAAUAUAUUGUUCAAAAGGAACAAGCAUUUAGAUAAUCAUAUUUUCAAAUAGAAAUUUUUCAUAUUUUAGUUAAGUCUUUUAGCAGUGUGAUGACAGAAUGUGGAAAAAUAAGGCCUUCACUGCAAGAGAGAGUUCUAUCAUCACUCAAAAGCAAUGGACCACAACAGGAGGUAAACGGAGCUUGAGAUAAUCAAAUCUGGUGCCAAUGAGGGAACAGUGAUUCACUUGGCAAAGAAACAGUUUUCAUAGACACGGAUUUGCUCAUCACUAUUUGAAUAUGGAACUACGAGCACAAACAUGGGAUAGCCAGAGCAUGGGGCUGCCACGAUAAGCGCACUGCACCGACAGGAGUGGGUCUUCUUACAAAGCAGAGAAGGAAUUAGAAGAUGCAGGCACACCUGAUGAAAAUGUAAACAGUGCUGGAGAAAAGAAUUUGAACCACAGAAUAAAAGAGCUGGAAAAGUCAGUGCAACAACUGAAAGGUGUUCUAGAGGACUAC
This is a messenger RNA of Cyanistes caeruleus (blue tit), 5086 nucleotides long. Lineage: Eukaryota; Metazoa; Chordata; Aves; Passeriformes; Paridae. The record is from RefSeq and is a predicted model, not a curated record.